Messenger RNA from Pangasianodon hypophthalmus (striped catfish), 2069 nucleotides. RefSeq names its product solute carrier family 35 member F2 (gene slc35f2). NCBI's taxonomy places the organism in Eukaryota, Metazoa, Chordata, Actinopteri, Siluriformes, Pangasiidae. Bases 247 to 1437 code for a protein of 396 amino acids. Gene Ontology annotation, cellular component: membrane. The transcript is spliced from 9 exons. Gene Ontology annotation, molecular function: transmembrane transporter activity. The record is from RefSeq and is a predicted model, not a curated record. Gene Ontology annotation, biological process: transmembrane transport.
ACAAACGAAGCAACCCAUGAGCAUUCCAAAUGACGCCAUAUUACACAUAAAGUGCACUAGAUAGGGUAUACGAGCUAUUAGUCCAUACGCUCGGUAUUGGGCCUGAAUAGGGGAUGAGGACAUUUGAGAUAAAGCCGAGUUCUUGCGGAAAGAGAGGCUGUAACUGAUUCACUACAGCAUGGGACUCGGUGCUACCGGCAAGAUGUCCUGACUGAGAGCAGUGUUCAGUUCUUUUCAGCCGGCGUUAUGGAGCGUGAGGAGGAAUACAGACCCCCUGACCAUGUGGGCCUGAGAGGUCCUGGAGGCUGGAGAGCGUUGGUUUGUGGACAGAGGAACCUCACGCUGAAGGACAUUUUUACUUGCCACCUCCUGAAGACGGUCGUGUUGGGUCAGAUCCUGUCCAUGCUGAUCUGUGGGACGGCCGUGACCAGUCAGUAUCUUGCAGAAGCUCGUGUGGAGACUCCGAUGCUGCAGAGUUUCCUAAACUACACUCUGCUGCUCCUGACCUACACCACCACUCUGUCACUCAGGAAAGGCCAGGAGAGCAUUUUUCAGAUUUUGAAAUCGAAGUGGUGGAAGUAUUUGCUGAUGGCCCUCACAGAUGUUGAGGCAAACUACACAGUUGUGAAGGCUUACCAGUUUACUACACUUACAAGCAUUCAGCUGCUGGACUGCUUUGUGAUCCCGGUGCUGAUGGUGCUCUCCUGGUUCUUCCUGAAGACCCGUUACAGGCCGCUGCACUUCAUCGCCGUUGCCGUGUGUCUGCUUGGAGUCGGAGCGAUGGUAGGAGCCGACCUGCUUGCUGGAAGAGACCAGGGCUCAAGCUCGGAUGUGUUACUAGGUGACGGCUUGGUGCUGAUCAGUGCUGCUCUGUAUGCCGUGUCUAACGUGUGUCAGGAGUACACAGUGAAGAACCUGAGCAGGGUGGAGUUCUUGGGCAUGAUGGGACUUUUCGGGACACUGAUCAGUGGUGUACAAAUGGCUGUACUUGAGGUCGAAGCAGUCAGUAAGAUCAGCUGGGACUGGACAAUAUGCCUGCUCUUCCUCGCCUAUGUGCUGUGCAUGUACGGCUUGUACAGUUUCAUGCCUGUGGUGGUGAAGAUGACCAGUGCUACAGCGGUGAACCUCUCGCUGCUAACGGCUGAUCUCUUCAGUCUGUUCUGCGGCAUCUUACUCUUUCACUACAAGUUCUCGGUCCUGUACAUCGUGUCAUUUGUAAUGAUCACCAUCGGCUUCAUCCUGUUUAAUGUCAUUCCCACCUACACACCAGAUCCACAUGACGCCACCGAGAGUACUUAUCAGAGCGUGGCCACGGCAGAGGUGGUGCAGGAAGAUGGAGAGACUACGCUGGACUGGCAGCAAGAUGGACAGCAGGAGGAGAAGUGUGGACACACAGAACCCUGUACUACAGUCUGUACCCUGAAAUACAUGGUGUAACCUGACACUCUACAGUGUAGAGUAUACAGGGUUGGAUAUGCCUGAUUUUCAAAGGCAGUGCCUUUUUAGUUUGACCAGAAAUGAUUAUAUUUUUGCUGACUUGUUGGAUUGGAUUCAGCUUUUGCACUAUAAUGAAGGGUUUUUACUGUAUAUGGCUGAUCAGUACAUUAGAUGCUAUUUUAUUUAGUCCGAAGUUUAAAUGUUACACUCUGCGCUAGUUAGUUGUGAAUAUUUCUUUGUCGGAAACAUGGUUUUAUAUUACUGUAAUGGUCAGUGGUUACACAUAUUUAUAUUAAGCCCCAGCUGAUUGGCACAUGGACUGAAAAUCCUCUUACGUUGUGUGCCUGUAUUAAUAAGGCAUUAAUAAUGAUGCUAAAAUAUUUAAACUUAUCUGAGGUUUAAAAAAAGCUGCUUUUUUGAAUGUAAUUGUAAUAAUUUUAAAAUCCUGUUGUUUUAAAUCUAGAAAAUUAUAACCUCAUGAUGUUGCAUUCCAUUGGUGCGUAUAUUAUUGUCAAAGUGACUUAUUUUUUGGGUCAGUAUAUAAAGUUUUAAUGCUCAAAGCAGAUGUACCAACUGUAAGAGAACACUUUUUUAUUGAUAUGCUGAGUAUUUAAUAAAUAACAUUGUUUCUA